This is a messenger RNA of Triplophysa dalaica, 2602 nucleotides long. It is a transcript of the gene gpr39, whose product is annotated as G protein-coupled receptor 39. The transcript has 2 exons. Gene Ontology annotation, cellular component: membrane. Gene Ontology annotation, biological process: G protein-coupled receptor signaling pathway. The coding region runs from base 334 to 1638 and encodes 434 amino acids. Lineage: Eukaryota; Metazoa; Chordata; Actinopteri; Cypriniformes; Nemacheilidae. Gene Ontology annotation, molecular function: G protein-coupled receptor activity. The record is from RefSeq and is a predicted model, not a curated record.
UAGUGGCACCAUGUAUGGGCCUGUUCUGUUAAUGCUCUGGUCUUCAUUUGUUUAACUCUAAUCAUUAACUUGAACGUAAGGCUGAAGCUUUCAAACAUAACCGCAAUCCAACUCGGAGAGGAAGAACAACAGUUUGCUGUUGGCCAGAGCGUCAUAUAAAUGGAGUAAGGAUGUGUUGGAGAAAUAGAUCUGUUGAGGUGAGAGCAGAAACAAUGCUUUUGUUGCUUAAAACAGCUGAGAAAUCCAAGGCGGUUUGAUGAUUAAUCAUUUUGAAAACGGUGAGAUAAGCAGGACUCAAAGACUGAGAGUGUUGUGUCGUGAGCGAUACCGAUCAUGGAGAACAACGAGAACGCGGACAAAGAUUGGAAAACGUUGGAGCCGAAUUACACAGUGAAGAUCUUCCUCACAGUGCUGUACAGCGUCAUCCUCACCUUGGGUAUUCUUGGAAACAGCGUUACCAUUCACGUGGCGCAGGUGCUUCAGCGGAAUGGCUACCUGCAGAAAAACGUGACAGACCACAUGGUCAGCCUGGCCUGCUCCGAUUUACUGGUGCUGUUGAUCGGCAUGCCCGUGGAGCUCUACAGCGCUAUCUGGUUUCCGUUCACAUCCGACUCCGGCAACGCCGCCUGCAAGAUCUACAACUUCCUGUUUGAGGCGUGCAGUUACGCCACCAUCCUGAACGUGGCCACGCUGAGUUUCGAGCGGUACCUCGCCAUCUGCCACCCCUUUCGUUACAAAGCCUUGAGCGGCGGCCGUACAGUGAAGUUCCUGAUCUUUGCGUGGCUCUGCUCCGCCCUUGUGGCUUUGCCACUGCUGAUCGCCACAGGGAUGGAAGGCCAUGUCCCCGAUGGACGCAGGGCACCGGCACAGAAUCUGACAUUCUGCACCAACCUGAGCGAGCACUGGAUCAUGUACCGCACCAGCAUCUUCACAGCGUUCGUUCUCUAUCUUCUCGUUUUGGGUGGUGUGGUCUUCAUGUGCAGAGGAAUGAUUGUUGUACUUCGAGGCCCGAUGGGCCCGGGUGACACGGGAGCAAAUGGAGCCGGAGGGGGGGGCCCCAAACAUGAGAAUGCCCGAAUAAAGGCGUCACGGAAACAGAGCAUCCUUUUCUUGGUGCUGAUUGUCUGCGCUUUGUUCCUGUGUUGGAUGCCAAAUCAGAUUCGUCGGCUGAUGACGGCAGCAGUACCCAAGUCAGCAUGGACCGUGAGAUAUCUGAGCAGCUAUGUGAAGCUUCAUCCAGUGGCAGACACCUUCUUCUAUCUGAGCUCGGUGCUGAACCCACUGCUGUAUAACCUCUCCUCACGCCAGUUCCGCUCUGCUUUUUGGGACACGCUCUUGUGUCGUCUGUCGCUGCAGCACAUCAACAAACGGACGCUGGGAAGUAGUCAAGGCUCGAGGCUCUCCGGUAACACAAUAAGACCCCUGCUGCGCAGAUCUUUAAACCAUAUACGGAGAGCCACCACUGAGAGAUCAACUUGUCCAUCAACAGGAGAGACACAAAGCAUUCAGCCCCUUACUGAACGUCCUGCAGUGGCAGAGAUGCCUGCCAUCAACCCGCAGGAGGAAGAAACGACUGAGGAGACAAAUCAGGGGACCACAACACAAACUCCCAUCCAGCUCUGCAGACAAACAGUCUAAUGGAUAUUACGUCAACUUGUGUAGCAGUUAACAAUCUGUUCAAAGAUCAGCACUUUGUUUCUAUGAACCCCAAGAUUGGGCCACAUCACCAACAGAAAUUUCACUGCUGCGAGUCUGUAUCUACCUGCUGCAGGUCUCUCACCGCUGCAGGUCUGCGUCAAACUGCUGCAGGUCUCUCACUGCUACAGGUCUGCAUGCUGCAUGUCUCUCACGGCUGCGGAUCUGCAUGCUGCAUUUAUCUAACGACUGCGGGUCUGCAUCUAACGGAUGCAGGUCUCUCACCACUGUGCGCAUGCAUGCUGCAUGUCUCUCACGACUGCGAGUCUGUGUCUAACUGCUGCAGGUCUAUCACCGCUGCGGGUUUGCGUCUAACUGCUGCGGGCCUCUGACUUUCAAAAGAAAUCUGUGAAUUUAUUGACAGAAAUAGGAAAACAAUAAAAAGAUGUUUAGGUCAAUGACUUUGUCAAGAAUUCCCCUAUAGAUAUGAAUGAAUAUGUGGAUAACCUUACCUUUGAUUUACGUUUGGCAGACGCUUUUAUCCAAAGCUACUUACAUUGCAUUGUACUACACAUUUCUGAUUAUCUGUAAUCCAAUGGGAUCGAACCCAUGACCUUGAUGUUGCUAGAGCCAUGCUCUAACCACUGAGCUACAGGAAAGAUUAAGUUAUCAUGGAUUUAAUUGUUUCAAAAUAGUGACACAUUUUCAGUUAUUGAAAUUACAUCAAAUUCUUAGUUUUUUUGUAAAAAAUAAAUAAUUUGACUAAUAAUAUUGACAGAGAGUGUGUGGUUCAUGAUAAGGGUUAAAGGGAGUAUGUAAGGAGAUGUGUGUAGUGUUCAACAGAAUCAGGAUCCACAAGAAAUGAGAUUAACAUUAUGGAAUAUAAAAUGCUGCAUUUGUUAUCUGACAUUACAGCUGUUGUUUGCUUGACAUGCCACAGUUUCAAUCAAAUAAAAAUGCAAUUACU